Neodiprion fabricii is the source of this 3495-nucleotide messenger RNA. RefSeq lists its product as uncharacterized. NCBI's taxonomy places the organism in Eukaryota, Metazoa, Arthropoda, Insecta, Hymenoptera, Diprionidae. Gene Ontology annotation, molecular function: nucleic acid binding. The record is from RefSeq and is a predicted model, not a curated record. Gene Ontology annotation, biological process: DNA integration. Bases 1 to 3495 code for a protein of 1164 amino acids. The transcript is spliced from 2 exons.
AUGAUCAAGCGCUCUCCAGUUCUUCUCGCCACAGUGCAAUUGAUCGCCUCGAAUCCGGAGACUGGAGAAAGAAUCAUCGCUCGCGCUCUACUCGAUCAAGGAUCCGAAAGUUCAUUCGUCACGGAGUCGCUAGCGCAACAAUUGCGAUUACGUGGAGGCACUCGUGCUUCCACGACUCACAUCGUAUCUACCCUCAUUUCGACUUCUCGUCGAAGACUGGCCUCAUCUACGAGGACUCACCUCGCGGAUCCAAGCUUUGCACAUCCCAGUCAAAUCGACGUAAUUCUCGGAGCUGACAUCUACAGCAACAUCAUUAGUCAAGGAGUUCGAAGAGGAGCACCAGGAACACCAAUCGCGCAAGAAACUCAGUUCGGUUGGGUCCUCUCCGGCUGCGUUUCAGCGGAAGCAGCAAUCCCCUCGUAUGGCGCAGUCCAAGGCUUCCAAUGCUCCCUCGAUCACGAACUGCUCGAUCUCGUGCAGCAGUUUUGGAAGCAGGAAGAAGUGUCGAAAUCUUUGGCACUAACUUCCGAAGAAGAGCGUUGUGAGCAACACUUUUGCGAAACGGUUUCUCGAACUGCGUCUGGUCGUUACGUAGUUCGGCUGCCGCUCAAGGACAAUUCGGUAGAGCUCGGCAAUUCGCGGAAUCCCGCGCAUCAAAUGGUCCUUCGUUUGGAGAAACGGUUCGGUAGCGACGCGAAACUCAAGGAGGCUUACUCGAGCUUCCUUCGUGAAUAUCGUCAACUCGGGCACAUGCGUCGCGCUAUCAAUAUACCUGAAGACAAUUCCCGCGUGUUUUAUCUUCCCCAUCACGGUGUAGUUCGCGACAGCAGUUCAACAACAAAGUUGCGUGUCGUGUUCAACGGGUCUCAAAGAACCAACCUCGGACUCUCUCUCAAUGACAAUCUUCUCGUCGGUCCAAAAGUGCAAACCGACCUCGCGAACGUUCUCUUACGCUGGCGACAAUAUCCAGUCGCGUUCUCAUCAGACAUCGUCAAGAUGUACCGACAAAUUUUGGUCCACAAUGAUGACCAAGAUUUUCAGCGAAUCCUCUGGAGGGAAGAACCAGAGCUACCGAUUGAAGAAUAUCAACUGACUACGGUAACGUAUAGUCUUGCAAGCGCUCCGUAUCUCGCGAUCCGUGUUCUUCAUCAACUCGUUCACGACGAAGGUAAGCAGUAUCCCUUUGCGAGCCACGUCAUUCUCGAGAACACGUACGUCGACGACAUCCUCUCAGGAGCAGAGGACGUUGAUCAAGGUCGCGAGAAAAUCAACGAACUCAAUCAAUUGCUCAAGGCGGGCGGCUUUGAACUUCAAAAGUGGACUUCAAGCCACCCAGAAACUCUCGUUGACAUUUCUCGAAACCAUCAAGAGAUCGCGAUGCAUCUGAAUCUCGAUCAAAGUCCAUUCUUUCGGGCUCUCGGUCUUGCGUGGAGACCAGACAUCGACGCGUUCGCGUUCUCUCCGCAAAUUCAUCAAACUCGGGACAAUUUCACGAAACGAAAAGUUCUCUCACAAACCGCGCAGCUCUUUGAUCCUCUCGGAUCGCUCUCGCCGAUCACGAUCAGAGCCAAAAUCUUUAUGCAGGAAUUGUGGGCACUCGGUUUCGACUGGGACGAGCCGCUCUCAGCUUCAUUGUCCUCGCGAUGGAUCGAGUUUCUACAAGAUCUUCAAGGCAUCUCAGCUAUCACCAUCCCACGAUGGAUCGGGUUAAGUUCAGCAUCUCUCGGGAUAGAGAUCCACGGUUUCGCGGACGCCUCUCAAAGUGCAUUAGGCGCAGUGAUCUACGCGCGAACGUAUAUCAACACUCACGAAGUGCGCGUUUCACUAGUGUGCGCGAAAACUAAAGUAGCGCCGCUAAAGAAGGUGACAAUUCCUCGUCUCGAACUCUGUGCUGCGAAUCUUCUCGUCCGGUUGAUGUGUCAUGUGGAAAAGACUCUUAAUUUCGAAAACACCCCGGUUUAUCUGUGGACGGAUUCCACAGUCGCGCUCGCGUGGAUCAAAAGCCACCCAUCGCGGUGGAAGGAAUUCGUUCGUAAUCGCGUAACGGAAAUCCAAGAGUUCGCGCGCGCUCGUUGGUAUCACAUCUCGGGUUUUGAAAACCCCGCUGAUCUUGCGUCUCGUGGUGCAUCUCCGGAGCAACUCCAAAAAUCAGAACUUUGGACCUUCGGACCAUCCUGGCUCUCGAAGCCUUCUGUCAAUUGGCCAUCCUUAUCUCCACGACCGGAAGAAAACAUUCAUCUCGAGAAAAGAAAAGGGCUGUUGACGCACAUCGCAACUGCUAAGCCGCUACAAAUCUGGGAUCUCGUCGAUCGCUACUCAAAACUAUCGACUCUCCUCAAAGUCACAUCAUUGUGUAAACGCGCAGCAAAUCGGUUCCUCGCGAAGACGACAUCGAAUCGCGUAAACACGUCUAUCACUGUCGGACCGAUUUCUACUCUCGAGUUGAGCGACGCCCAACUGUUUUGGACCAAGGUGACCCAGCAGGCGUACUUUGCAGAAGAAAUUCGCCAAAUCGAGACAAGCUCAAGUUUCACUCGAAGUCAUCCACUAUCGCGACUCACGCCGUUCAUCGAUUCGAACGGAUUCCUCAGAGUCGGUGGUCGACUGAAUCACUCAUUGCUUUCGUAUGACGAAAAGCACCCGUUCAUCUUGCCUCGCGAAUCAUCGUUCUCCACAUUGAUCAUCGAUCAUCAUCAUCGGUUGACGCUCCACGGUGGUCCGCAACUCACUCUCGCUACAAUCCGACAGCGGUACUGGAUCUUGGGAGGAAGAGUACCGAUCCGCAUGUUCAUACAUCGUUGCGUUCCUUGUGCGCGUCAUCGCGCCACCCUCAGCAGCCAACAGAUGGGCCAACUCCCUCCGUUUCGAGUCACGCAAUCAAGGCCGUUUCUUCACUCUGGCGUUGACUACGCUGGUCCAUUCUCGAUUCGAGCCUCCCGCGGAAGAGGAGCGAAAUCAUGCAAGGGAUAUAUCGUUAUCUUCAUCUGCUUCACGACCUCGGCUGUGCAUCUCGAGCUAGUUUCGGAUUACACGACGGAGGCAUUCAUCGCGGCGUACAAACGCUUCACAUCUCGACGAGGAAUUUGUGCCUCAAUCGCAAGCGAUUGUGGAACGAAUCUCGUCGGCGCAGACUCGGAACUUCGCCGUCUUCUCGUUGCAUCGUCAAAGGAGUUCUCAGAAAUCGCAAACAUCCUCGCAUCACACGAAACCCAGUGGCGGUUCAAUCCUCCCUCCGCGCCUCAUUUCGGUGGAAAAUGGGAAGCCGGAGUGAAAUCAGUCAAAUUUCACCUCAAACGAGUCAUCGGAGAAGCUACUCAAACGUUCGAGCAAUUCGCGACGUUCCUCACGCAAGUAGAAGCCACGCUUAAUUUUCGACCUCUUUGCGCUAUCUCGGACGAUCCACGGGAUCCAAGUGCCUUGACUCCAGGACACUUUCUCGUCGGCUCAGCAUUGAACACAAUUCCUGAGCCGUCACUCAUCGAGGUGCCAGUUUAA